GGGCCGUAGGGCCGCGGCCCGGCUAGGCCGCCGCGGCGAUGUCGGGCUACGCGCGCCGCCCGGGUGCGCCCCCGCUGUCCAGGGCCCGGAGCCUCGUCGUUCCCGACGCUGCUGCGUUCUAUGAGCGCCGGUCUUGUCUCCCCCAGCUAGACUGUGAGCGCCCCCAUGGCGGGGACCUGCACCCGCAUUUCUUCGGCAUUCGGCCGACAUUUAUGUGCUAUGUCCCCAGCCCGGUGCUGGCUUCCGUGGGAGACACAGAUUUUGGCUAUGGAAAAGGGAAAUGUACUAAGCAAGGCCCAGCAGGAGCUCACGAGACCCAUUUUGGAGAUGACAAACUGGAAGACCUUGAAGAGGCAAAUCCAUUCUCCUUUAAAGAGUUUCUGAAAACCAAGAACCUUGGUCUGACGAAAGAUGACACGACCAAUAGCAGAAUUUAUCCAAAGGAAGCCUCAAGGCACUCAUUGGGACUGGACCACAGCUCUCCCACCCCCCAGACUGUGGGGUAUGGCCUGGAAUAUCAGCAGCCAUUUUUUGAAGACCCCACAGGGGCUGGCGACAUCGUGGGUGAGGAGGAGGAAGAUGAAGACAGUGGGUGGAAUGGGGCCUAUUUACCAUCUGCUGUGGAAAAGACUCACUCCUCCAGGCCCACCUCAUUUCACCCGACAGGCUCCUGCCCCGACCGAGUACAGUUUUCCAGCCGGCUCAUCUUCCAUGCAUCAGGUCCUGAAAAGAGGCCCGACCCCGCGCAGGCAGCGCUGGGGUGUCCUCAGUCCACGCUGGCAAGCUCAAAGGCACGAACUGCCGGCCCGACGGCUCUGCAGGCUGGACGUCCGGAGGCACGAAGGAGCGAGCUCAGCGGGGUACUGCGCACCCCACACUUCCGCCAAUCAGCCGCAGCCUUCCCGUGGUGCUCCGCGCCGCCGGGGCGGGACUUCCGGUGCGCGGCGCUCCACUUCCGCGACCGCAGGAAGCUUGGUAUCUUCGGUCGCUUGGGAGACCGUGCGGCCGUGAAGGGCCGAAGUGUCUCCAAGCUCGUGCUUCUGCGGCUUCCUGGGGUUUGUCAGUCCCGCCCCAAGGGGACUCGUGGCCCCGGGGAGCAGCUGGGGCUGAGUGGGCUGUCCAGUGCCCGCCGUCUUCUGGGGAGUCUGUGA
This is a messenger RNA of Urocitellus parryii (Arctic ground squirrel), 1151 nucleotides long. The record is from RefSeq and is a predicted model, not a curated record. NCBI's taxonomy places the organism in Eukaryota, Metazoa, Chordata, Mammalia, Rodentia, Sciuridae.